Trichobilharzia szidati is the source of this 1114-nucleotide messenger RNA. The record is from the annotation of a GenBank genome assembly. NCBI's taxonomy places the organism in Eukaryota, Metazoa, Platyhelminthes, Trematoda, Strigeidida, Schistosomatidae.
AUUUAGAUGAAAACAUUAAACCCUUCGACAUAUGUUAUUUGGUAAAACUGACUCAAAGUGUUUGGUAGAAUGAAAGACAGUGCAUACUUUUAAAAGAAUACCGAUUUGUAAGCCCCAUAAAUAUAUUCUGCAAGUGUUCCGAAGCAAAAUUAAUCACCUAAUGUCUCCUCCUGUGAAAAGUUGCCUUCAUGAAUUUUCAAACUGACUUUGCAUCUAGAAGUUUAUUUCCUGACAGAAUUAAGAAGUCAACACGAAAAUGAAACUGGAUGAAAUAUCAUUGAAUGUGACCGCUAGACCGACCUCUUCAGGAUUCUGUGUUUUAAAGUGCAUUAUUUUUACAUGUAUAAUGCUUGUUACAACGAUCAUAUUUACAUUGUUAUUUGCGAACAUAAAGGUACUCAGAAAACUGGAUUUCCCAUUUUAUGUAUCAACUGCUCUUAUAUCAGUUGGAGCACUCCCUGCAACAGUCUUGUUCAUUGAGGAAAAAAUUGAAGACUUCUUACUCGUGAACUACAUGCUUGUGGCAUUGAGUGUAUUAAUUUCGUCUCUUGGAGUAGCUUACCUCACACGGUUCCUAAGACUAUGGAGUUUGUUAGCGUGGCUCUUGGCAAUGUUCCUGGCCGAUGUGGCAAUGAAAGUGGGAUACUCACUGAUGCAGAUGACUCAUAAAGGAGACAAUAUAACAAUAAUUUUGAUUGUUGUAUUCAUACUUUUAGGAUGUCUCCUGCUUCUUCCUGCAUUCUAUUUGGAUUAUAGAGUACCUGGGUUCAUACUUUUUAGCGUAUUUGUUGGACUUGGUCUUAUCUUGGCGUUAUUUCUAGCUGGACAAGGUUUAAAGCUUUGCUACAAGAGAAAUGAGAUUACUUUCCUACCAGUAAAGUUGGCACUGAUUAUCUGGGCGUUAACGAUCUUGUUGUAUGUGGUGAUAUCAACUGCAAUUGAAGAGAUCAAAAAUAAUCAAAUAAGACGUUUCAAAAAUCACCGUAUCUACAUUAGAAACAACAUUCUGCUUUGUGCACAGACUACUAUUUGACUGUUAUCUGUUGUUGUUGUUUUAAAAGUAAAUUUUGUGUGAAACCUUUUUAUAUUUACAUUUAUCCUAUAAGUAUAUGCC